Messenger RNA from Plectropomus leopardus (leopard coralgrouper), 1679 nucleotides. The record is from RefSeq and is a predicted model, not a curated record. Lineage: Eukaryota; Metazoa; Chordata; Actinopteri; Perciformes; Serranidae.
CUUUACAUUUGUGCCUCGAAUGACUAGUAAAACACACAAACAGCGUUUAGAAAAAGUUUGACUCAAAGUUUCAGUCAGUCUCGUGCAGAAAAGCUAUUUCUAACGUGUCAACUGGUCAAAUCUCAACUCUCCUCAGACUCUUUUUUACCUCCAUGCCACCCAAGAGAGAAGCAGGAGCGACUCAAACACUACCAGCAGCCAAGAUGAUAAAAAUCGGCUCUGAUGCACAGGAUUUUGGCUGCGAUCCAGUGGAGGAUAAGUACAGGUUGGCUGAUGAGUCCAGCUACUCACCUUUUCUCAACAAUGAGCAAGAAACCAUUGAGUUUGAUGAAGAAAAUAUUACAAGCCCAGGCAUCAGAACAGACACCAUCAGUCUCCUCAUGAAAAUAGAGCAACUGCAGGCACAACUCAAAUAUGAACGCAGAUGUAGAAUUUUGGCUGAGAGAGAGCUGAGGGAGCUGAAAGAGAUGAACACUCUCAUGAUGCAGAUGAGGCACACAGCACAUGAGCUGCGAGUCACUUUGGAUCACGUUCUCCAGGGAGGCGAGGUGGCACCUUUGCAAAACUCUCAAGAUGAAACUGUCUCUUUCCUGGCUGAGCCUGAAGCAGAGAUGAGAGAGGUUCAUAAUAUCCCACAAGAUGAUCACAGCUUCCUGUAUCUCUCUGAGAAUCUUCGAGUACCAAAAAAUCUUUACGAGCGCAUCGCAGAGAUCGCAGACUACAAGAAGUACACGUCAGCACUGCUGAUGAUACUUUUUGACAGGCAAACAUUGGCCACACACUCUCUGCAGGGCCGGAGAAGCACCUUUACUGGAGAAGAAAGCCAGAAGCCUCAACUCCCACCUGAUAUCUUAAGAAGUAUAAUUGAUCACGUUGCAGCCAAGUUUGGCAUCGAUAGCAGCCAAAUAAAAACAGCAAUCCGCACAAAGUUGAAUAACGAGGACAAACUAUUAAAGAAGAGACUAGGUUUAACUAAAACUGAAAACAAGGCGAUCAUUGAUCAAAGCUUUUGCCAAGAAACUCCACUCCUGCCUGAAAACGAAGCAAUGAGAAAUGACUCUCAGUUAUAACCCUCUGAGUCCACCUUCAUCUGCUCAUCACCAGUUUUUCAUGUCUGAUAGAAAUUUGUGACAGGUUGCCUUUUUCAAUCCACCUGUAGUUUAUUAAUUAUUAUAAUCUAGUUCUUGAAGUUAGUAUUUUUUUAAACACUGAAGAAUUAUUAUUAUUAUUAUUAUUUUUACAACUGUGGUUGUCCAACAUGUGGUCAAAGUUAAAUCUGGUGACUGAACCAAUAUGUUAAACAGCACUAUAAAAUGUGACGUGUGUAAUCAUCAGUGGUAAAAACAAUCACGUGUUCUUAUUUAAUUUGAGGUAGUGUGGCUGUGUCUAAAUAACACGUCAGUGAAGCUGGUCUUUGUCAAACGUUUCUACUUUUCAAGCAGAUGGCCUUUGUGUGUUCGAAAGUAGGACAUUUAAUGUCUCAGAUAGUAGGUGCCAUUAGUACCCUGUUGUUUAUGACAAAACUGUGCACUACACCGAGUGAUACUGUGUUCUAGAGUAGUUAUUUUGCAGUUGCAAAAUAUGCUGUAAGUGAUAAUCUUGCAUCCACAGCAGCUAUCACAUCACUCAUCUGUUUGUUGUGCUUCACUAUGUAAAGGCCAAUAAACCUUUAGAAGCAA